AUGGGUGGAAAGGGCAAGAAGAAGAAGGGAGCGAAGGACGCGGCCGGUGGCGGUAGUGCGGGUGGUGGAGCUGCUGGUGCCGGUGGUGGGGGAGCUGGCACUCCGGCGAAGGAUAAGCCGGAGGCGGAAGAGGGCGAUGAGGAGGAUGGAGAGGCGAAACCGAAGAAGGGCAAGGGCAAGAAGGGUAAGGGAAAGGGUGGCAAAUCGUCCAAGUUCCAAGGUGACAUCUUCAACGAGGCGGCGAUGGAGAAUGCGUACUACAUCUGUCACAACAUCCAGGAUGUGUUGAAGUCUCGUGGAUUUGCCUGGCCUGAGGGGCAGAAGAAGAAGAAAAAGGGCAAGAAGUAG
Molecule: messenger RNA, 348 nt
Organism: Anopheles nili
Lineage: Eukaryota; Metazoa; Arthropoda; Insecta; Diptera; Culicidae
Product: small lysine-rich protein 1
Exons: 1
Coding region: 1-348 (115 amino acids)
Source: RefSeq, a predicted model, not a curated record